CUGCUGCAACCACUCAGUUUGCCUGUCCCUGUCGCGCAUCUAGCCACCAUGCCUUCGAUCGAAGCGGAGGCCCCGGCUCCUGCAGCUGACACCCCUGUUGAGGAGCUGACCAGACUGCCUUUCCCUCCGGUUACCUACUCUCACAUCUUACACUGCUCUUAUCAUGACUGGCAACCUCGAUACCGCACCCACGUCCCCAAAUCCCGUCUCAUCCCUCUCAACGCCCCCUUCGUUUCCUACCUCCGCGCCGACGGCAUCGUCUUGACCCCGGAAGCCGCCCCUCCCACCGACAGCGACAACGACGAUACGUUCUCCGAUGACGGUGACGAGGCUGAAUCUGACCCGUCGAUCGAGUGGCCGGAAAUCCACGCCCAGGUCAAAUCUACGAUCGCCGAGUACGGAGGCAAAGUAACGCCGAAGCUGAACUGGAGUGCGCCCAAAGAUGCGACCUGGAUGUCCGCGACGAACGACACGCAGUGCCGCACCCCCAACGACAUCUACCUCCUGCUGAAAAGUAGCGACUUCAUUACCCACGAUCUGGAACACCCGUUCGAUGGCUGCGUGCCCGAUACCCCCGACUCCUCCCUCCCACAACCCGAGAUCCCCUACCACCUUGUUCUCCGCAAAUACGUCAACUUCAACCCCGCGCUAGAGUUCCGAUGCUUCGUGCGCAACAGAGUGCUCCUGUGCAUUUGCCAGCGUGACCAGAACCAUUUCGACUUCCUCUUCCCCAUGCGGGAUUCCCUCCGCUCCCGGAUCCAGUCGUUCUUCGACGAGAAGCUGAAGGAUACGUUCCCGGACCCCAGCUUUGCGUUCGAUGUCUAUAUCCCGCCUCCGCAUGAGAAGGUGUGGCUCAUUGAUAUCAACCCCUGGGCUGAAAGGACGGAUUCGCUUCUGUUCAGCUGGCUGGAGAUUCUGCGCAUGAAGGACCCUGUCGGUAUCCAGGAGGAGGAUGAUGUGCAGUUUGUCCGGCUUUCCCUCAACGGAGACAAUGCCGAGGAUUCGGGCCCGGAAUCCGAGGAGGAGUCUGAAUCCGAGUCGGAAGCCGGUUGCAACGAGGAUGAUGCUCCCUUGUUCCCGGAAUUCCGUCUGAUCAAGCGUGACGACCCGGAGGCAUACUCUUUCUCGACGCCGCAAUACUCGGCACACAAACUGCCGAAGGAGGUAGUGGACGCCUCUCUCACCGGACCUGGUGGCAUGAGCGAGUUCCUGGGCCAGUGGCAGGACAUUCUCGCGAAGCAGACUCAGGAAUCCGACUCCGAAGAAGGCCAAUAAACGGUCUGGUCGUUACCAUUUUGCAUUGCUACAGAUCUAGAUCUACCAGGUGUUCAGGCAUAGCUGGCGUUUCCAAUUAGCGCGGAAGGAUGGGAAAGGAAUCAUAAAAGUAAAACUGCU
This is a messenger RNA of Aspergillus heteromorphus CBS 117.55, 1395 nucleotides long. It is a transcript of the gene cdc123, whose product is annotated as cell proliferation protein CDC123. The transcript is spliced from 2 exons. The record is from RefSeq and is a predicted model, not a curated record. Gene Ontology annotation, cellular component: cytoplasm. NCBI's taxonomy places the organism in Eukaryota, Fungi, Ascomycota, Eurotiomycetes, Eurotiales, Aspergillaceae. Bases 49 to 1275 code for a protein of 408 amino acids.